AUGGAGGAUGACCUCCGUGGUUGGAGUGUCUGGAGCUUGGAUGUUUGCGUGGAGGCGCAAGACGACUUCAUCGAAGUGCUGUUGAACAGCGCCUGGGUCACGGGCAUUCUGGGAGAUCCAGUGUAUGAUAUCAGAGACGCUUAUGCUGAUAAGAGCCGGUGGACUGCUUUGGAUUAUGUCACAGACCAACACGACUACAGCUUUAAGUCCAUAGAAGCGUGGCCUUUGGAUGCUGCUGUCAUUUACAGCCCUACGGACCGAGCAGCGCUGUUGCUUGGAAGUUUGAAAGCUGCGUGUAGCUUGGAAGACAUUGUGGAGACCACGUCUUUGAAGGUCACUGUGGUGGUCACCAUGUGCGCGCAGGAGAUGAAGAUCGCAGGCGCGCCGACAGACUGGACGAAAUACUUUCAACAACAAGAUGUCUUUCACAUCCAGUGUCACUUGGAGGACACGACAUUGAAGCCGGCAAGGCGUUGGCUUGACGAGCAGAUUCCGGACUUGGUGGCUUCCUGUUUGCGACAGUGGAAAAUUGUCUGUAGCCAGUUGUGGGAACAGUCCAUGCUGGCGGUCGCCGGGAACAAAUCCAUGCGCGUGCUCUUUCACUGCUUUGGCGGCAUCAAUCGGAGCGCGGGGAUUUUGCGCGCUUGGCUCGUUGUCGCUUACGAGCGUUCCGCGCUGGAAGCCGUGCAGUUGCCGAAAUCCGGGCGCCAUUUCUCUUCCACUGUCAUAAUGCAGCAACAUUUUGAGCCUUUCUGGCGGCCUCGCUUUCUGAGCCUCUUUUGUGAAAUUUUCGCCGCCUGUCCGCCCAUCCUUCCGGUGUUGAGCAACCUAUGCAUGGGCCACGCAUGUAUGUUGGUGGCGAUGCUUCCGGGCAUGUCUGCCACGCUACUGCGUGAUCUAUCUUUGCCGUUGCCCUUUGUUGCUGUCGCGUAG
This is a messenger RNA of Durusdinium trenchii, 933 nucleotides long. The record is from the annotation of a GenBank genome assembly. Lineage: Eukaryota; Dinophyceae; Suessiales; Symbiodiniaceae.